Anthostomella pinea is the source of this 447-nucleotide messenger RNA. Lineage: Eukaryota; Fungi; Ascomycota; Sordariomycetes; Xylariales; Xylariaceae. The record is from the annotation of a GenBank genome assembly.
AUGCCACUAUCGUUCGCUUUGGGCCUCUACAUCUGUGCCGUCUUGGACCAGCGCGUACAUACUCCCCAACUUACGCUCUUUGAUAUACCUACAAGGAAUAUUCUUACUCCUCCCCCACACCAUCAUCCGUCCAACUGCGCGAUCAGCUCCAGAUUCGCCUCCCCAAGCUCUAUCACCAUCUACGAGUACGAGGCAUUGUACACUGCGCCUAUUCUCCAUUUCGCCUUGCUGGACGAUCUCCAAGACGACCGCCUGUUCGACAAUUUGCCACCUGUAGGACCUACUGACCUGACCUGUUGGCACUGCACCUCCAAACGAUUCGGCCGGUUAUCCUACUACAGCAGAGAUCUGCCAGAACAAGCUCGGGACACCGAAGGCUUCCUCGGUCGAACAUUGUCACAUCUUCGGGGUUGUGGCACCACCACGAGCGAAUCCAGCACGUUCUAA